Molecule: messenger RNA, 1693 nt
Organism: Vespa velutina
Lineage: Eukaryota; Metazoa; Arthropoda; Insecta; Hymenoptera; Vespidae
Gene: Idh3g
Product: isocitrate dehydrogenase [NAD] subunit gamma, mitochondrial
Exons: 3
Coding region: 159-1313 (384 amino acids)
Biological process (GO): tricarboxylic acid cycle; isocitrate metabolic process
Cellular component (GO): mitochondrion
Source: RefSeq, a predicted model, not a curated record
ACUUGUCGUUAACCAAUCAAAUCGUUAGAAUCUUUUACUAUAAAUCCAAGGCAGACCUAACGUUAACCCCCACUCCGCAAACGGUUCUUGUUUCUAUAGCUGAAGGUUCUUUAGAACACUUUGAAAAUAGAAUUGCAAAAUACAAUAAAAAAUUCGAAAUGGCUGCUCGUUCGGUUCUUAAAUAUUUGCAAUCAAAAACAGUGAUGUAUCAGAUACACCGUUGUGCCUCCCAAUCCGCAUUUGAAAUCCAACAUAAGACUCCUACAAUAAAAAAAACCAUGCCAAUACCAAAAGCUCAUUAUGGUGGACGACACACAGUUACUCUAUUACCUGGAGCUGGUAUUGGACCUGAGUUAAUGGGAUACGUGAAAGAGGUUUUUAGGUAUGCAGGUGUACCUGUAGACUUUGAAGAUAUAGAUAUCGAUCCUAAUGCUGAUAAUAACGAUGAUUUAGAUUAUGCAAUCACGUCAAUUCGUAGAAAUGGUGUAGCAUUAAAAGGGAAUAUAGAAACUCAUAGUACUGAAGCAGAUGUAAUUUCACGUAAUGUUGCCCUCCGCAAUGAGUUAGAUCUCUACGUAAAUGUUUUACAUUGUGUUUCUUAUCCGGGUGUUAAUUGUCGGCAAAAGAAUAUUGAUAUUGUUAUUGUCAGACAAAAUACAGAAGGGGAAUAUGCUAUGUUAGAGCAUGAAAGUGUAAAUGGAGUUGUUGAAAGUAUGAAGGUUAUAACAAGUUCUAAUUCUGAACGAGUAGCACGUUAUGCAUUCGAAUAUGCUAAACGAAAUGGAAGGAAGAAGAUUACUACAGUUCAUAAAGCUAACAUAAUGAAGCUCUCUGAUGGAUUGUUUUUAGAAAUAUCACGAGAUGUUGCUAAAGAUUAUCCAGACAUUGUUCAUAAUGACAUGAUCAUUGAUAACACUUGUAUGCAAUUGGUUUCUAACCCGCAUCAAUUUGAUGUUGUACUUACUACAAAUUUAUACGGGGCUAUUGUUUCCAAUGUAGUUUGUGGUCUAUUAGGUGGAGCAGGAUUAUUAGCUGGAAAAAAUUAUGGUGAUCAUUAUACAAUCUUUGAACCAGGUACUCGUAAUACUGGCACAAGUAUUGCUGGAAAAAAUAUUGCAAAUCCUAUUGCUAUGUUAAAUGCAGGAGUCGAUAUGUUGCGUCAUUUAGGACACAAAGAACAUGCUAUCCUGAUUCAAAAUGCAAUAAACAAAACUAUCAAUCAAGGAGUACAAACACGUGAUCUUGGUGGUCAAGCUACAAGUAGGGAAGUUGUUGAUACUAUCAUGAAACAUAUUAAAAUAGCAUCAGAUUAAGUAAUUCUAAAAAUCAUUGAAUACAUAUUACCUGUAGAUUCUUUGUAUAAAAUAUAAAAACAAAUAAGCUUCUAAAGCAUAAAAGUACUGUUUUAAUUCUAAUGACAUCUUCUAUGUCUGAACUGUUUUAUAUAAGUUGUAAUAUAAUGAAAUGAAUUAUCCAAAUACUAGAAAGGUAAUUCUGUUUAUAGAAUAUAAUACAAGGUCAAUGUCGUGAAUAAUUCGUAUAUUUCAUUAUUGUAUUAAAUUAUGCAACGUACCAUUAAGUAAUUUGGUUUACUUUAUAAUUAAAAUCAUGUAAAAUAAAUUUUGUAAAUAAUAUUGUUGAGUCUAUACAACAUGUAAAUGAUCAAUGAAAUAUUAAUAUUAUAUACACCAUA